CCGCCCGAGCUGGCACUGACCGUUGGCACUGACCGUUGGCGCAGUAAGUCAGGGGCAGCAGUAUGAGAUGAGCCGCUCUUCGGUUUUGAGGAGGUUCCCCUUUUUCUGGAAACGAGGGAAUAAUAUCCAGGAUGAAGAGACCAGACCCCUCGUACCAAAGGAAGACCCUCAGGUGCGUCACCCCUCUUCUGCACCCGGGUACGCGGGUACGGACGACAGCUCCGAGAGCAAGACGGACUCCAGCGCCUCCAGCCGUGAAUACGGAAGCAGCAGCAGGACGUUCCUGAGCCCGCGGAGCAGCAGGACCUCCAGGCUGACGGAUUACCUGCUGAAGUACGUCCUGUUCUCCAGUAACCUGCUGUUCACGGCGCUGGGUCUGGCCGUGCUGGGGCUCGGGCUCUGGGGGCUCCUCAGUAAGGAGUCCUUCUCCCAGGAGAAGCUGGGGAGUCUGGGUACGGACCCCAUGCUGCUGUUCGUGUUCCUGGGUCUGGUUCUGACGCUGCUCUGCGUGACCGGCUGCGUCGGCGCCGUGCGGGAGAACUACUGCCUGCUCCGGAUCUUCUCCGUGGUUCUGCUGGCGCUGGUGGCGGCGCAGGUUCUGGCGGCCAUCGUGGCGUACGGUCUGCAGGGCCGUAUCGCCGACUUCCUGCGUACGGGAAUGCUGACCGCCAUGGUGCGCUACCAGGACGACCUGGACAUGAGGUUCAUCACCGACGAGAUCCAGACCGGCCUGCAGUGCUGCGGCGCCGACAACUACCGGGACUGGCAGAUCAACAGCUACUUUAACUGCUCGGCUCCGGGAGUGCAGUCCUGCAGUGUUCCUGCGUCCUGCUGUGUGGAUCCUCUGGAGAACGGGACGGUGUGGAACUCUCAGUGUGGGUUUGGAGCUCUGCAGCUGGACGAGUUCUCGGCUCAGAGCGUGAUAUUUCUGGGCGGGUGUCUGGGCAGCAUUUCGCGCUGGAUCCAGCAGCACUCCGGACUCAUCAGCACCGUGGUGGUCGUUCUACUGGGGGUUCAGAUCAUCACGCUGGUUAUAACCACACGCCUGCUGGACAGGAUCCAGUGGAACAGAGCUCAAGCUCGUCAAGGACUUGUGAGAACCUGAUGAUACGUACAGUAUCACUGAUAUAAACACUGCGAGCUGCGAGGUGACCUACCGUAUUAAUAUCUGUACUAUACUGUGUGUAGAUAGACCUGCCUUCUGGUCUUAUGGUGCUACAUAAAAUAAAAAAAUUACCGUAUUUUUCGCACUAUAAGGAGCAUUUAAAAUACUUUCAUUUUCCCAAAAAUCACCUUAUGUAUGAAUUCUAUCAGUCAGGUACUAAGGAGCAGUAAAGCCACCUAGCUGAAGUACAGAGUUAUACAGGAGUUUCAGUUUAUUUCUCCAGUAGUAUUAGCAUUAGCUGCUAAACGCACAAAGCGCUAGCUCUUUCUCCGUUCAAAGGUGAGUAUACUGGACUGUACUCUGCAUGUUUACCAUGUUAAAACAGCUAGCUGAUAGCACCCUGGCUUACCGGAACAUUCAGGGUUCCUUAGUUUAGGGCUGACGGGCGAUAUUAGCUGCUAACCUCUAGCACAGGGGUGUUCAAACUUUUUUUGUUGGGGGCCACAAGGAGAAAUAUAUUUGAAGUCACGGGCCACAGACUCUAUAAUAAAACAAAUAAUGAAAUAUACCACUUUAAAUAAUACAUUUUCCUGAUUACUUUAAUUUACACACCAUUUUACUUGACUUACUAUCUUUAUCUUUGAGAGUGUUGUGUAAAUUAAGCUUUUUUCAAAUUGAUGUUUAAUUUCAUGAUGUCUCUUAAUAUUAAACUCCUUAAUUACGGCAACUUUUAGACUCUUUGGCCCGUUUUUCUGCGCUAGAAAUGCGCACUCUAUAGGCUUUUAGACUCUUUGGCCCGUUUUUUUUUUUUUUUCGCAAGAAAUGCACACCCUCUCAGCUUUUAGACUCUUUGGCCCGUUUUUCUGUGCUAGAAAUGUGCACUCUCUCCACUUUUACACUCUUUGGCCCGUUUCUGACACCUAGCGUUCAAACUUUGAAUCUCACAUUAUAAAAACCUGCUUAUCAGCGGGACAACUUUCAUUCUAUUUCUAAAAUACCUCGUGGGCCGCUCCAAAAAAGGAAACGGGCCGCAAAUGGCCCGCGGGCCGUAGUUUGGACACCCCUGCUCUAGCAGUUAGCCACUAAUGCUAUUGUUCCACGCUUAGUGUUGGAGGAAUUCGGGAAUCUAAGCUUACUGUAAAUAAAUGGAAGCGCUUUACAAAUAAACAGUUUUCAGGAGAGAAAUCUGUGUAGAUUAACAUCCAGCGCUCUUUUAACUUUAAAAUUAUGUUUUUUUUUAAGAAUUACAUUUUUAUUUACUUCAUUUAGCUUAACUUUACAGGUCUGUUUAUAUUAUUAGUUACCAAUCGUGCAAAGCGCAAGCUCUUAACCGCUCUUUCAAGCACUAGCUGACUAUUAUCAUCCUAUAGCCUGCUGCUAACCCUGGCUAGCACUGCUGGAGCAGCAUUAGCAUUACCCACUAACAGUGCUUAGCUGCUUGGCACUAGGAGUUAGGCCCCAAUGCUAAUGCUCCAGCUUUACUGAAAAUCUGUGAAUCUAAGCUUACUGUUACUAAAUAGAAGCGUUUUAUUCCCCCAAAGGAAACAAAUCUGUGUGGAUUAACAUGUCUGAAAUGUGUUUUUAAGAAUGACAGUUUUGUUUAUUUAACAUAGCAUAGCUUCACUAACUAUUCAGACGGAAAACUUGGAUACUACUACUAGUUACUAGUGUCACAUAAAAUCCGGCUUAUAAUCCAGUGCACCUUAUAGUGUGAAAAAUACGGUACAGAAAUUGAUAUUUGGUGGAAUAACCCUGAUUUUUAAUCACAGCUUUAAUUCUGUUCAUGUCUUGGCAUCAUGUUCUCCUCCAAGUCUUACAUGCUGCUUUUGGAUGACCUUACGCUUACACUCCUGCAGAAAAAUUCAAGGAGUUCAGUUUUGUCUGAUGGCUUUUGACCAUCCGUCUUCCUCUUGAUUCUAUUCCAAUGGUUUUCCAGGAAUGUAACAGGUUUAAAUGGGGUUCAGUUUUGGAGAUUGACCAUCAACCAAUCAGUAUUCCUGAUUGGAAUAUUCCUGAUCACUGUGAGCUUCGGACCAAAGACGAACAGAACCAUCCAGACUGUUCUCAGCAACAAAUCCAAGAGCCCGGUUCUGUCAUGAUACGGGAUUACAUCAGUGCUGUAGUAUUAACACAGAAAAGAACAUCUUAAAUAUCUUACAACAACAUAUGCUGCCUUAAAGAUCACAUCUCAACACCUUUCCCAGGGACAUGCAUGCAUGUUUCAUUCAACAAGACAAUGCUAAACAACAUGCUGCACACAUUAUUAUGCAGUAAAGGAUUUUUGGAUUGUGUUUUGGGUCUGAAAUGCAGGAAUGGAUGUUUAUUAAAAAAGGAAAUUAAGUUGAG
Messenger RNA from Astyanax mexicanus (Mexican tetra), 3451 nucleotides. RefSeq names its product tetraspanin-10 (gene tspan10). The transcript is spliced from 3 exons. NCBI's taxonomy places the organism in Eukaryota, Metazoa, Chordata, Actinopteri, Characiformes, Acestrorhamphidae. Gene Ontology annotation, cellular component: membrane. The record is from RefSeq and is a predicted model, not a curated record. Bases 68 to 1105 code for a protein of 345 amino acids.